Molecule: messenger RNA, 1473 nt
Organism: Chanos chanos (milkfish)
Lineage: Eukaryota; Metazoa; Chordata; Actinopteri; Gonorynchiformes; Chanidae
Gene: cyp26a1
Product: cytochrome P450, family 26, subfamily A, polypeptide 1
Exons: 7
Coding region: 1-1473 (490 amino acids)
Biological process (GO): sterol metabolic process
Molecular function (GO): heme binding; iron ion binding; oxidoreductase activity, acting on paired donors, with incorporation or reduction of molecular oxygen
Source: RefSeq, a predicted model, not a curated record
AUGGGUCUCUACACUUUAGUAGUUACUUUUCUUUGCACAAUUGUCCUACCCGUUUUACUUUUUUUGGCUGCGGUAAAAUUGUGGGAAGUUUUUAUGAUUCGUGGUUUUGAUCCAAGUUGCCGCAGACCCCUUCCUCCAGGUACCAUGGGUUUACCGUUCAUUGGAGAGACGCUCCAGUUGGUCCUUCAGAGGAGAAAAUUCCUUCGAAUGAAGCGACAAAAAUACGGGUUUAUCUACAAAACUCACCUCUUUGGUAAUCCCACUGUGCGGGUGAUGGGUGCCGAUAACGUGAGGCAGAUUCUGCUUGGUGAACACAAACUUGUUGCUGUUCAGUGGCCGGCGUCUGUGCGAACCAUCCUGGGCUCUGAUACGCUUUCCAACGUGCAUGGAACUCAGCAUAAAAACCGGAAAAAGGCAAUUCUCAAAGCAUUUUCCCGGGAUGCUUUGGAGCAGUACAUUCCCGUCAUUCAGGAGGAGGUCAGAUGCGCAGUGAAAGACUGGCUGCAGCGAGACGCGUGUGUGCUGGUGUACCCGGAGAUGAAACGACUCAUGUUCCGCAUCGCAAUGCGAAUCCUACUUGGUUUCGAGCCUGAACAAAUUAAGACAGAUGAACAAGAAUUAGUGGAAGCCUUCGAGGAAAUGAUUAAGAAUUUGUUCUCCUUGCCGAUUGAUGUCCCCUUCAGCGGCUUAUAUCGAGGUCUGAAAGCACGCAAUUUCAUACAUUCUAAGAUCGAGGAGAACAUUGUGAAGAAAAUCCAAAACCAUGACAGUGAGCGUAAGCACAAGGAUGCUCUUCAACUUUUGAUUGAAAAUAGCAGGAAGAGCGAGGAGCCAUUCAAUGUGCAGGCAAUAAAAGAGUCGGCUACCGAGCUUCUGUUUGGUGGUCACGAGACAACCGCCAGCACUGCUACCUCUCUUGUGAUGUUUCUGGGUCUCAAUCCAGAGGUGGUGCAGCGUGUUAGGGAAGAGCUACAUGAAAAGGUUGAAUCGGGCGUAUAUUCACCUGGAAAGACCCUGAGCAUAGAGUUAUUGGAGCAGCUUAAGUACACUGGAUGUGUCAUAAAAGAGACCCUCAGAAUCAACCCCCCUGUCCCUGGAGGAUUUCGAGUGGCACUCAAAACUUUUGAGCUUAAUGGUUACCAGAUUCCAAAAGGAUGGAAUGUCAUUUACAGCAUUUGUGACACACACGACGUUGCAGAUGUUUUCCCCAACAAAGAAGAGUUUCAUCCAGAGCGAUUCAUGGCCAAAGGCUUGGAGGACACCUCCAGGUUUAAUUACAUCCCCUUUGGAGGAGGUUCCAGGAUGUGUGUGGGCAAAGAAUUUGCCAAAGUGCUCCUUAAGAUAUUUUUAGUAGAACUUACCCAGCAGUGUAACUGGACACUGUCAAAUGGACCGCCAACAAUGAAAACAGGCCCGACUGUGUACCCAGUGGACAAUCUCCCCACAAAAUUCAGCAGUUACAUCAGCAAUUAA